GCACAAGCCUCUUCAGCUUGUGCUUCUUCUUUUCCGACUCCACAGGCGGAUGCAGCAGAUCGAUAUCGUUGGAGAGCACCAUGGCUGAAGCUUGCUGAACCGACGCAGUGCACCACGACGAGGCAAACAGCGCUCACACCACUACCCGCGCUCACGCAACACGAGUCGGCAGCCGACUCGCAGCCGACUCACCGCCGACCGACCCACGAAGCAGGUUGAGGCUUUCACGAGCGGUAUCAGGGCCAUUCUCAUAUGUGGUUGCCUAUGGACAGAGGGGGUGAGGUCUGCAUUUCAACAGUUUAUGUGCGUACCCACUGAGCUAAGCCCGUUGGUGGGGGGGCUAUUCCAGACAAUUGCAAGUCGAACGGGCCAGCACGGGCUGGUGGCGCUGUGGGUAGUCUUGCUGCCGCGUUCAGGGCCUCGUGCUGGUCCAUCUCGGCCCGAAAAUAACUAUUACUCCCGCCAACAGAUAGGAUGCAGUUUGAUCGUCAAAAAAAGCCCCGCCGUGUAGUCCUCGAGUUCUUAGACGGUCGGCUGGCAAGUGGAAGGAGCUGCCUUUCUGGUGAAUAUUUGAAUGACGCGAGCUGCAAAUUGUUUUCUGCUUUCAAUCGUAUGUUCCCGAGCGCGAACCUGAGGCAGAGCCAGCCUUUGAUGCGGCAAGCUGCUACCGGGCACAUCCAGCAGGUACACUCCAGUUUCUCCAAUAGGACACUCCAGUUUCUCCAAUAGGAUUCGAACGCACCUUCAUGUGCUCGCCACCCUCCCCCCCCUUCCGUUUCAGGGUAAUAGGAGUUGUGCAACCAAGGCGGGAAUGUGUUACGUACAGUAGCUUCCCCGUGGAACAUGGCCGCUGCACGCCUCGGCGGGUCCGUACGGAGGAAAUGGCGGGGUAAUGCGCAAACCUUGGAAUUAUCGAGAACUGCUUGACAUCGCUCCAUAUCCAUUUACGAAGCAUGUGUAUAGAGUACGGGCGAAAUGUGACGGAGAAAGUGUGUCCAUCUUUCAGCGUAGGGGGGGAGGGGGAGGAGGCAGAGGAAGAAGAAGAUGCGAUGGGUAUUACUUCCAGUAGUAAUCAAGCCCCCGCUCGCCUCCUCGGGACUGCGAUGUCGCCAACCGUUUGGUGCUGGACGAUGUGAGCUGUCACGCGUGCGUGUUGCUGGGCCAAAUUCGAAGGCGCUCCGACGGUUCACGGAGGGAAGUUCUGCCGAAGGUUCCUCUUUCUUUCGUGUGUAAAUCAGAUGGUCGGAUACACUCGAGCAAUUCAGUAACUGAAAGAAGCGUAACGAUACACGAUCAGGGAAACAAACUCUUCUGCCUCUGUCUGCCUGACUGCCUAUCUCGGUCUGUUUCCUUCAUCUUACCCUUAUCAGCCGUGCUCUCCCCUCUCGUUUUUUCGCCUUCCCCUCGUCUCCUUAUCAGGACGACGAGGGUCCCUGUGUGUGUAUACACCUCUUCCUCUCUUUGCCUUGCGCUGUCGCUGUCCGACCUGGCCGGCGGUGCCGGAAGGGCGCAGUUGCCAGGCCCGCCGGCACUGCUCUCCUAGCAGUUGGCGGGUGAAUCAACACGGGGAAAGGGAAGCGAUAUAAGGUGUUGCUGGCACGGGAGCCAUGGCGGGUGGGCCGGAUUUCAACGCGUUUCUUAUUAUCAUGGCUGUGGUGGUAACGGUGGCGGUGUUUUUGGUGAACGUGUACGUGUUGGUUAACUACCAGCAUCCUGACGACAAGAAUCAAGCCUACCUUCCGAAGUUCGUGGUGGUCCUUGGGCUAUCCGUCGCCCAGAUCUCGAUCUUGAUGUUGCCGUUGGAUGUAGCUAAUCGAAAGGCUUGUGAGAAUGCUAUCGUGACAGGCGCUUGCAACUUGACUCUUCCGAUGGAACAGCUCUGGUCGGCCAUUUACAUCAUCAACGUGGUCUUGGUGUUUUUCGUUAUCCCCUUCUCGAUGUUCUUUUACGAGGCGGACAUGGACGACUCACCCGGGAAAAGAGCUUGGAGUGCCUUGCAGUGGUGCCUAGUCACGGCCGUCGUCGUCAUAUUGGUCUUGGGAAUCAUGUACGGGGUCGUGGGCUACGUCGAUCUGCCCGUUCGUAGAUUGGAUGCGCGUGUCGUGCCUUUCUCAUCGGCCGCUCGGGCUCGGUUCGAUGUGCUCGGGCCGUCGACCCCGUGUUUGCUGUCGGACAAUACCGCAGCUGUCUCCGGACCCGCAGCCUCGGAGUGCUAUGGCUACGGUGGUAGUGCGGGCUCGGAGGACACCUGGUCCCUCCGAUCUAGUUUCCCCGUCUACGUGAUUGCGCUGUCGACCAUCGUUGGCUCUGUUCUUUUCGCCAUUUUCGGAGGUGUAGGCAUCAUUUCUCUCCCGUUGGAUUGCAUCUUCUCGUUCUUCCGGCGGCCCAAAGCCCUAAUUACACGAUCGCAGUAUAUCCAGAAGGCAACGGAGUUAGGAAGGCGAGCCAGGGAGAUCAGGGAUACAGCGCAGGCUCUGCAGAAAGAAGAGAGGGCGGGAAGCAAAGGCAGGAAAUGGAAGAAGAACGUCCGGCUGCUGCAGCACGAACUGGUGUACCUGGAGCAAGAGGAAAUGGAUCUGGCGGAAGUGUACCCUCAGGGGGAAGAAGCGGAGGCGAUGUGGGCGCUCACUGUCGUCGGGUACUUGUGCCAAUUGCUGUUCGGUCUUGUUGGGUUGGUUUUCUCCGCACUGUGGAUUGGCCACAUCAUUGUAUACUCUCUAAUGAAGCCCCCGGCUUCUGUCUUAUUGAACGAUAUGUUUGUGAAACUCGACAACGCCUUCGGUCUCUUCGGUACGGCAGCCUUUGCUCUCUUCUGCUUCUACUUGCUGUUGGCGGUGGUUGCCGGGGAAAUGAAGCUAGGGUUGACGUUUGUAUUGUUCACCGUUCAUCCGAUGAGAUGGGGACGAACUCUCAUGAGCUCUUUUCUCUUCAACGUCGGGUUGAUCCUCUUGUGUUCGAUUAGCGUCAUUCAGUUCUGCGCGACCGCCUUUGCGCUGUACGCACAGGAAACGGCCGUCGCCAAUAUAUUCGGUCAUCAGCUCGAGAACCUGCGGGGAAUCAAGGUCCUCUUUAGGUAUGGGAUUUUCCAGAUCGUAUUCGUUUCUCUCGCUUUUCUCACUUUUGUCUAUUACAUCGGAUUUGGAUGGCGCCGUCGGCCAAGGACAAGGAUCUCUCUUACGGGUUAGCCUAGCUACACCGGGAAAAUGUCGACAACAACAAAAACAACAAUAAGGAUUUGUUCCUUUCGUCGUCAUCCUCUUUCUCCUUUUCCCCGCUGUACUUCUCUUUAUUUUUUAUCUUAGCCUUCUUACUGUGUCUGUUGAGUAUUUGCGGAAGAGAUUGUUCGUAUUUGUGCCUAAGAACUUUGUGUGUGUAGGCGCGCGCACGAGAGAGAGAGAGGAGGGGGGGUUUUGCCUGACGCGAAUUCGUGGUAGAGACCAGUGGUCAUAUGUGAGUUUGUGUGCGCGUGUGUGUGUGUGUGUGUGUGUGUGUGUGUGUGUGUGUGUGUGAGAGAGAGAGAGAGAGAGAGAGAGAGAGAGAGAGAGAGAGAGAGNUGUGUGUGUGUGUGUGUGUGUGUGUGUGUGUGUGUGUGAGAGAGAGAGAGAGAGAGAGAGAGAGAGAGAGAGAGAGAGAGAGAGAGAGAGAGGGUUUCUGCCCGACGUGAAUUUUGUCGGAGCGACGAGGGGCCAUGGGAAGAACCUAUAAAGACUUCAAAUCAUGGAAAGAAAGUUUUUAGAGGGGAAAAAUGAGGAGGGGAAGAUUAGGGAGUGGUGGCGCUUCUUCUCAUCGACGAUCGAUUGGAAGGUGUCAAUCAGUGUGCCCUGCACAGCAGUCCAGAAAAUAUACUGGGUUUAUAAUUUUUCAUCCUGACACCUUCAGUCAGACUGAUGAGAAAGUUCUCUUGCGUGUGUAAACCUUGCAAUGUAUCUUCCCUCUCUUUCCUCCCGCAUCCGUUAUAUGGUAUGUCUAAAUGUAAGCUCGUUAGCAUGUUGUAUACAUACACGCGGUAAAAGUGUAAUGACGGCUGGCCGUCUGGGCGUCGCUGCCUCCUUAGGCAGGACCAGGCGGGAUCGCGGCCUAAUGAAUGGCUAUCAGCAUU
Molecule: messenger RNA, 4099 nt
Organism: Chara braunii
Lineage: Eukaryota; Viridiplantae; Streptophyta; Charophyceae; Charales; Characeae
Source: the annotation of a GenBank genome assembly